Messenger RNA from Cryptomeria japonica (Japanese cedar), 405 nucleotides. Its product is annotated as sugar transport protein 7-like. Gene Ontology annotation, molecular function: carbohydrate transmembrane transporter activity. The transcript has a single exon. Bases 1 to 405 code for a protein of 134 amino acids. Gene Ontology annotation, cellular component: membrane. NCBI's taxonomy places the organism in Eukaryota, Viridiplantae, Streptophyta, Pinopsida, Cupressales, Cupressaceae. The record is from RefSeq and is a predicted model, not a curated record. Gene Ontology annotation, biological process: transmembrane transport.
AUGGUCGUGGGAAUUGUUUUACUGAUUUGCUUAUUCACUGUAGCAUUUGGGUGGUCAUGGGGCCCGCUAGGGUGGCUGGUUCCCAGUGAAUUAUUUCCAUUGGAGACUCACUCAGCAGGUCAAGCCAUGGUGGUUAGCAUGAAUCUCUUGUUUACCGCCAUUAUUGCACAGUUGUUUCUGGUGCUCCUUUGCAACUUGAAUUAUGGCAUUUUCCUCCUCUUUGCAAGCCCGGUAUUCCUCAUGAGCGUUUUUAUCUUCUUAGUUCUUCCUGAAACAAAGGGCAUUCCCAUUAAAGAAACGAGGUUUGAAUGGGAGAAGCACUGGUACUGGAAAAGAAUUAUCAAGGAUGAUGAUGACCAGGCUAAAUACAUGGAAAGUAAUAAUGGGGUUAACAAGGGCUUUUAG